This is a messenger RNA of Chironomus riparius, 1284 nucleotides long. Lineage: Eukaryota; Metazoa; Arthropoda; Insecta; Diptera; Chironomidae. The record is from the annotation of a GenBank genome assembly.
UUCGAUGAUGCUGAUGGAUACGGCAACAUUUCAACAAGAGAUUUGACAAAACGGAUCAAAUAUCUUGCAGGAUUUACAAACUCAAUCAACAAAUUCAAAUCUGAGGAACUUGAUGAAGUCUUUGACAUCCUUAACUACAACAGAUUCGAUGUCAAGCUAACAAUGAAGAAGCUUAUGUAUCCAUGUAAUAAGUUACUGUACAGAUGCCAGUGGGAAGGUCAAAUAAUGGACUGCAAGAAACUGUUCCAAGUGUCAGAGACUUAUCAAGGUUAUUGCUGCUCAUUCAACGUCGUGAAGCCACUUAAAGCAACAAGUUCAGAUGAAAGAGGAAAAACUGCAAGAAAAACUCACUUUUUUGGACCUGACAUGGGACUUUCUGUGGUUCUUAAUCCAUUAAUUGAGAAAAAUUCAUUAACUAGUGUCAAUUCUGAAGGUAUAAAGAUCCUGAUUAAUGAAUGCAAUUUGUAUCCAUCAGAAAAGACAAUUGAAAGGAUGUUGCCGCAUAGACAGGAAACUUUUGUAGAAAUUCGACCUGAACGAACGAUUAGCUCAAAAGCUGUGACUGCAUUGCCUAUUAGUGAUCGUGGAUGUGUCUUUGAGAAUGAGUUUAAGUUGAGAUUCUUCCCAGAGUACCGAGAAGUUAACUGUCAAGUUGAAUGCGUCAUGGAACAAACAAUGAAGCUUUGUGAAUGUUUGCCAUAUUUUUACUACAACACUGAAAACAUUGAGUUGUGUGACAUAUCAAAGUUAGACUGUAUUGUCUCAAACCGAGAAGUUUUAAAGAAAAUUAAGGCACCUGAAAAGAAUCACACUAAGGAAUCAUGCACAUGUCCAUCGCAAUGUGAAUCUACCAGCUAUUCUAUUCGUAUGAGUUCAACUGAUAUUAUUCCUGAGAUGUCUAGGACAGUUAAUGUUGAUCCGUUUCAUGCAAACCUCACCGACAAGCACAUGAUUGUUCAUGUCUACUAUGUUUCACAGUUCUACAGAGUCUUUAUCCGCAGUUUAUUAACAAAUUUCAUCAGUUUGAUCUCCAAUCUUGGUGGUGUCUACUCUUUACUUGUCGGAAUGUCCAUAAUAUCAGCAUAUGAGUGCAUCUACUUCCCAACAGCCAGGCUAUACUUAAACUACAAGAAAAUCAAAAAUGAAGACAAUAAACCGAAAACAUUUUUGCAAAGACUAGAAAAAGUCAACAUAAAUGUAAUCAAAGUUCCAAGAUUGGACACAGCAAAGUCGGACAUUUCAGAUAUUUCGAGUUUCCGAGUUCAUUCGUUGAGCCAUUAUUAA